AUGUCAUCCAACGGCAUGAGUAGCAAUAUCUACCAACGCAUAUCCUCAUUUACCACCAAGGAGCCCGCUACGCACUCACGUGUGCCACAAGGCGAGGUGCGCAGCGUGUCGUCACCAUCGCGCGCGCCAUCCGUUGCCACUGAUGCGUCUAGGGUCAUGAGCCCUGCCGAGAUACGCAUGGCUAGACAGCGCAAGGUAGCACCGGUGACCGAGGCACCUGUACCUGCGCCGCACACCCCUGGCCAAGCUACGCCUGCUACCGAGAGCGCAGCCGACACAGCUUCGCAGGUAACCCCUACUACACCACUGAAGGCCUCGUCGGUAAGGGCACAGAGGCUAGCGUCCAGAUCCAGAGCCUCGCCGGCGUCGGCUACGCGCGGCAGCGCUGUGAGUGACAUACCUAGGUUGACCGACGGCGAGGCUAGCGCCAUGACCAUAAUGGCCGAGUAUAUGUCCAAUACUAGAGAUGAUGCCGAUGCAUCGUCCUUCGCAGAGCAACUCAUGGCCUGUGUAGAGUUGCGCGAGGCGAGAAGCGGCGCUGGUGCUGAUGCACUCAAAGCCGUGUGUGCAGACGCAUCUAAGGACGCUAAACCCGUUGUUCCCGUACCCAGUGCCCCGGUGGCAUGGGACGAUGAUACUGUCAAGAGUCUCGACGUCGUCUUCGCGCCCAUCGGAGAUAACACCAACGAGUUCACUCGCGAUGAGAUACGCACCAAGGUUCCGCGCAGGUACUUCGACAUCAAGCUGAGCUUCCAGUGGGAUGGACAGGAGUCUGUGUACCUCAAGGCCGAUGACUCUGUUAUCCACUACGUCCCGCCAAGACCUCCCAGGGGCAACCGCGGCAAGUCUGCGGUGCCCGUAAACAAUUAUGGGAUUUCUCGCGUAGUCCACAGCAUGGCUAGGGUACUCAGUACUGGCAACUCCCUGGCACUGAGGUCGUUGCUGAGACUUGGGUUGCCACCCCCACCUCCUCUUCAUCCAAUAGCUCCUGUUCUGCAAGACGAGACAGAAAACCUUUACAGCAAUGGCCAAGCAUCACAUGUCCUAUUGCCUCCCUGA
Messenger RNA from Aspergillus thermomutatus, 1059 nucleotides. RefSeq lists its product as uncharacterized. The record is from RefSeq and is a predicted model, not a curated record. The coding region runs from base 1 to 1059 and encodes 352 amino acids. The transcript is spliced from 2 exons. Lineage: Eukaryota; Fungi; Ascomycota; Eurotiomycetes; Eurotiales; Aspergillaceae.